CCAACCUCAAGGAUGCUUCUCCUCCACCCCACCUUCUCUCAAAUAAAAACAUCCACGAUGUCUGCCCUCGAUCACCAAACACAAUGGCGCCGUCAGCAACAAUCACAGCCACAAACGGCACCACCGGAGUCGCAGCUCCAGGCCGACAAUCGUACAACAUCGCCUUGAUCCCCGGUGACGGCAUUGGCAUCGAAGUCAUCCACGCCGGCCAAGUCGUUCUCCAACACCUAGCCAGAUGUCUAGAUACCUUCGACUUAAAGUUCGAGGAGUUUGAAUGGAGCAGUGCAUACUACAAAAAACAUGGCCGCUACCUCCCAGACGACGCUUUAGAUCAAGUCCGCAAAUUCAACGCCAUUCUCUUCGGCGCCGUAGGAGCUCCCGAUGUACCAGACCACAUAUCCCUCUGGGGCCUCCGCCUCGCCCUCUGCCAGCCCCUCCAACAAUACGCCAACGUGCGCCCAACGCGAAUCCUCCGCGGUACCACCUCCCCUCUCUCCAACUGCGCGCGCGGGGACCUCGACUGGGUGAUCGUGCGCGAGAACAGCGAGGGGGAAUACGCUGGCCACGGGGGCACCUCUCACAUCAACCAAGAAUGGUCCGUUGCGACCGAAGUAUCAAUCUUCACCCAACACGGCUGUGAGCGCAUCAUGCGAUUCGCCUUCUCUACAGCGCAAUCCCGGCCCCGGAAGAAGUUAACCGUGGUAACGAAGUCCAACGCGCAGAGGAACGGGAUGGUGUUCUGGGAUCACGUAGCUGCCAAGGUAGCAAAGGAGUUUCCGGACGUGGAGUGGGAUAAGAUGUUAGUGGACGCGAUGACGACGCGGAUGGUGUUGAAGCCGAGCAGUAUCGAUACGAUUGUAGCGACGAAUCUGCAUGCGGAUAUCUUGAGUGAUUUGGCGGCUGCGUUGGCGGGGAGUAUUGGGAUUGCGCCGACGAGUAAUUUGGAUCCUACGAGGAAGAAUCCGAGUAUGUUUGAGCCGAUUCAUGGGUCUGCGUUUGAUAUCACGGGGUUGGGGGUUGCUAAUCCUGUGGCGACGUUUUGGACGAGUGCGGAGAUGUUGAGGUGGUUGGGACAGGCUGAGGCUGCUGAGCUUCUUAUGCUCGCGGUUGAGAAUGUUACGGAGGGUGGGAUUAAGACGCAAGAUCUGGGUGGAAAGUCCAAGACUGUGGAGGUCACUGAAGCAGUGUGCAAAGAGAUCGAGAAGCUUGCAUCGUCGCCAAGCAAAAAGAUGUACUAAUGAUCAUCAAGCAGAAUAUAUGCAUUGAAAGAUUGUGCCGUUGCACCCAGAGUCUACAGAUUUCACGAUCGGUAUAUCAUACAAAACAGCCUUCUAGUACAGUUCAACCCAGUCCCAAACUCCCAUGAUCGAGUCGUUUCGAAAGUCCGCUCAUCAAACUGCCCUAAAUGCCACGCUCAAAAGCAGUAUCAACUAGAAAUGAAACUUCCAGUCA
This is a messenger RNA of Mollisia scopiformis, 1452 nucleotides long. RefSeq names its product tartrate dehydrogenase. The transcript has 2 exons. NCBI's taxonomy places the organism in Eukaryota, Fungi, Ascomycota, Leotiomycetes, Helotiales, Mollisiaceae. The coding region runs from base 84 to 1238 and encodes 384 amino acids. The record is from RefSeq and is a predicted model, not a curated record. Gene Ontology annotation, molecular function: oxidoreductase activity, acting on the CH-OH group of donors, NAD or NADP as acceptor; NAD binding; magnesium ion binding.